AUGGAGCGGCCGGGGGAAGGCGAGCAGCCGCCCCAGCAGCAGCCUUGGGGGAGGCUUCUUCGCCUGGGCGCCGAGGAGGGCGAGCCGCACGUCCUCCUGAGGAAACGGGAGUGGACCAUCGGGCGAAGAAGAGGUUGUGACCUUUCAUUCCCUGGCAAUAAAUUGGUCUCUGGAGAUCACUGUAAAAUUACAGUGGAUGAAAAAUCUGGUCAGGUAUCACUGGAAGAUACCAGCGCCAAUGGAACUGUCAUUAACAAGCUGAAGGUUGUUAAGAAGCAAACUUGCCCUUUACAGACUGGGGAUGUCAUCUACUUGGUGUACAGGAAGAAUGAGCCAGAACACAACGUGGCAUACCUCUACGAAUCUCUAAAUGAAAAGCAAGGUGUAACACAAGACUCCUUUGAAGCUAAUAAAGAAAAUAUGUUCCACGUGACCAAAGAUACCUCAGGUGCAGUGCGAGGUGACGAUCCUCAGGAUCCCCAGGUCCUGCUGUCAUCGCCCGCCACUCAGGUGUGCUUUGAGGAACCACAGCCAUCAACGUCCACGUCGGACCUCUUCCCCACGGCCUCUACCUCUUCCAUGGAGCCCACCUCUGCAGGCCGAGGGCCUCCCUCCAGCUCCAGCUCCAGAGGUGCAGACGUCUCUACAAAGGGGUGUGGUCCAUCUGUGACAAGUGAUGAAUUCUCCAGCUUCCCUUCGACUCUCCCAGACAGAGAGGGGGCUUCCUUUUCUCUUUCGGAACCCCAGGAUCAGGAGGAUUUGGAGCCUGUUAAGAAGAGAGUAAAAGCAGAUGGGGAGCCAGACCUUAACCUACCCAUACUGGUCACAGACCCAGGCAGAGACCCUCCCGCUGCCCUUGACGUCAGAGCUGAGGCCAUGAAGCCAGACAAGAUGGAGGAGACACUCACGUGCAUCAUCUGCCAGGACCUGCUGCAUGACUGUGUGAGCCUGCAGCCCUGUAUGCACACCUUCUGCGCUGCCUGCUACUCGGGCUGGAUGGAGCGCUCUGCCCUGUGCCCCACCUGCCGCUGUCCGGUCGAGCGCAUCUGUAAAAACCACAUCCUCAACAACCUGGUGGAGGCGUACCUGCUGCAGCACCCAGACAAGAGGCGCAGCGCGGAGGACCUGCGCAGCAUGGCCGCCAGGAACAAGAUCACGCAGGACAUGCUGCAGCCCAAGGUCAGGAGGGCCUUCUCCGACGAGGAGGGCAGCUCCGAGGACCUGCUGGAGCUGUCGGACGUGGACAGCGAGGCCUCGGACGUCAGCCAGCCGUCCAUCGUGUGCAGACAGUGCCCUGAGUACCGCAGGCAGGCGGGGCAGCCCCUUCCCUACCCAGGGCCCGGCAGCGAGCCAGGGGCACCGCAGGCCCCCGGGGAUGCACCGUCCACAUCCGCCAACGUCACGGCAGCCCAGGACUACGUGUGCGCCCUGCAAGGAAGCCACGCCAUAUGCACCUGCUGCUUCCAGCCCAUGCCCGACCGGAGGGCGGAACGCGAGCGGGACCCCCGCAUCGCCCCCCAGCAGUGUGCCAUCUGCCUGCAGCCCUUCUGCCACCUAUACUGGGGCUGUGCCCGGACUGGCUGCCUCGGCUGCCUGGCCCCGUUCUGCGAACUCAACCUGGGUGACCGGUGUCUGGAUGGGGUGCUGAGCAACAACAACUACGAGUCAGACGUCCUGAAGAAUUACCUGGCCACCAGGGGUUUGACAUGGAAAAACAUGUUGAUUGAGAGCCUUGGGGCUCUGCAGAGGGGAGUAUUCCUGCUGUCUGAUUACAGAAUCACCGGGAACACCGUGCUGUGCUACUGCUGCGGCCUGCGGAGCUUCCGCGAGCUCACCUACCAGUAUCGGCAGAACAUUCCUGCUUCUGAGCUACCAGUGGCCGUCACAUCCCGUCCUGAUUGCUAUUGGGGCCGCAACUGCCGGACUCAGGUGAAGGCCCACCACGCAAUGAAAUUCAAUCACAUCUGUGAACAGACGAGGUUCAAGAACUGA
This is a messenger RNA of Rangifer tarandus platyrhynchus (Svalbard reindeer), 1992 nucleotides long. Lineage: Eukaryota; Metazoa; Chordata; Mammalia; Artiodactyla; Cervidae. The record is from the annotation of a GenBank genome assembly.